GAAAUAAAUUACAAUAUGCCGGUAAAGUUUCCUACAUCGCUCUUUCUGCCAGCUGUCGGGCUGCGCUCCCUACAGGGCUCGAACCCUCGACUUGUAAAAUGGCUGGUUGUGGGUCCAUAGACAGCAAGGGCAGUUAUUACGGCAAAAAUAUAAACAUAAUUUAGACAAAUACCGCGGCGUCAUUCAAAAUAAGGGAACCGAAUAUAUUACAUGAAAUGCAGUUAGCAAACAUUGUCCCAGGUUCGAGUGUCGUGUCCAUUGAUGCGCAGUACAUCCACAGAUAUGAAACAGGGGUUGGCUAUUCGGACCUCGGACUGCGCGCAAUGGCGUCUCCCAUAAACAGCGACACUUUUUAUUCCAACAUAAAUACAGUACAAGGAUGGAUAAGGGUUCAAAUGGAGGAAAACAAAUAUGAUGUCGACCCAAACCCGUUGCCAGAUAUUUAACGAAUGUCUUAUUUUGUAUUAGACUAUGGCAGACAAAUGAAAUUCUGAAAUCGAAAGAAAAAAUGGGCUUUACCCCCGGAUAGUAUGAUUUCGCUGACAUCAUGCUCUCUUGAACCCUCCACUGCUGACUGUCGCGUUCAUGCUAUGUGGUAUAUUGGCGACUUUGUUUAGAGCCCGAUUCAGGCAUGUUCCAAAAUGGAUUCUCAACAGACAGGGGUUCUGACCAAUGGUGGCUCAGAUGACAGGAGUGUCGGCCAAUCUUUGAAGAGAUCGGGGACUGUGCCAGAGAUCCAUGAGGAGCCAGUGGACUCCUUGAUCUUAUCCUGCCCACCAGGUAACCUCCAAUAAUGCUCCCUUAAACAGGUGUACUCCAGUACAGGUGUCCAAUCAAAACCUUUUUAGGCCAAACGAGGAGGAGGGGCUGGGAGAGCGCCAGAUGUGAGCGGGACACAGCCAGGAUUGCAGGAACCAGUUGAACUCUGCGGGCUCAACCAACCAAUCACAGUCAAGACUGGACUUCCUGGUGUGUGCGAUCAACCAAUCAGAGUCAAAUCAGACGUUCCUGGAUUGUGCAACAGGCCAAUCACAGACUCUGCAGCUCUCAGCUCUACCAAAGACGUGCCUCCCUCUGAUUCUAAAGGGAGUAGGUUAGAAGCCAGAGCUGUUUGGUCUAGGACCAGUUGAAAUGCCCUGACCUCCACUACUGUGACUGGCACGGGUCAGAUGGAGGAUGUGUGUGUUGAAGAGAUAGAACACACUGAGGAGCCUCUCUACAGGAUGGAGACAGAAGAGAGGGAUGAGAGGAGAGAUGGAGAGAGGGAUGUUACACAAGACAGGAAUUGUAGUCCCAUUGUCCCUGAAACGCCUCUCAUCUCCGACACAGCCAAGGCAGUGAGGGAUGGAGGGAUACGGGGGGAGAAAGAAAGGAAAGAUAGAGAGGAUGAGAGAGUGAUCCCUCUUUUCCUACCCCCUAGUCGAUGUCAUGGUGGAAAAGAGAGACCAGGAGAGGACAGAGGAGAGAGAGCGGAGGCAGGGAAAGGAGUAAGGGGGAGAAGAGAGGAAGAGGAGGGAGAAGUAUUGGAUCUGAGCUUCCCUAAAAAGAGAGAGAUCAAGGAGAGGAGCCUUUGGCAUGAGAGCUCACUGCUUAUGGAGGUAGAUGAGGUAGAGGGGGAUGGAGAUAGGGACAUAGUAGAGGAAGAUGAUGGUGAUGAUGAUGAAGAUGAUUCUAUAUUGAGAAUGGAUGGAGCUGACAUUUUUGGGGGACCUCUCUUGUCUCCCUUGUUCUUCUCUACCUCCGUUUUCACCUCCCUCUCUUCCAUAGACUCUGAAAGUGAAGGUCUUCUCCUGAUAGAUGACCAGGGUAUUCCAUACACACUCACCCCUGAGGGGCACAAAGUGCCCCAAAUGGACUCGUCUAGGCCAGACAAACCCCCCUCAAGCCAGCCAAAGGUGCAGUCCAGCUCAUUGGAGGGAGAGGAUGACAGGUCGUCUCAUAUAACCACAGCAGGGGUCACUUUCCUCAGCCAAAAUUUAGUAAAAACUCCACACACACACAAGGAAAACACAUGUCCCGCUCCUGUUACGUCUAUGAAACCCUCACAGAAGUCAGAACUUCUAAAAAAUACAGAACACUCAAGGAACCCAGAACUCUCACAGAAUGCGGAACCCCCUAAGGUUCUAGAUUCAGGUGUGAAAUCUGUUAGUGAGGCUAGUGCUGCUGUUUCCCAACCCUCUGGUUCUGCUGUACACCUCCAACCCCCUCAGCCCAUCCAGAUCCUGACUAACCCCUCCUCCAACACCCCCAUCCUCCUCUUCCCCUCCUCCCCCCAGCUCUCCUCCAUUCCCCUAACCAAGACUGAUGCCAACCCAGGCCUCCUGGCCUUCUCUCUCUCCCUCUCCCUCACACAGAACACUCCCAGCGCCUCCACCUCUAUGUUCCUUCUCCUCUCCUCAUCCACCACCUCUUCCUCUGGUCAGUCUUUCUCUACCUCCACCCCCAUUGCUCUCAUUGACCCCUCCACCGGUCAGCUCUCCCAAAUCACUGCCUCCUCUUCAUCCCCUCUUUCUCUCUCUCUCUCUUCUGGUCAGUUCGCCACAUCAGGGUCAUCCCUCCCUGCCAAUCUCUCCCACCCAGUUAUUAGAUCGACACCCAACAACUACCCUACCAUCCUAUCAAGAGAGAGUCCCAGCGUUAACCUUCCCGCCCCCCUGACCUCCCCCUCUGUGGUCUCCCCCCCUCCCUCCAAGCAGCCCAGUGCUGAUGCCAGUUCUAAAGCAGUUCUACUCAGCUCACCUCCUCACAAACACACUGAACCAAACUGUUGUGACCCCAACACCGAUCAUCAGUCACUAUGUACUGAAGAAACCCAAAUGGAGUCAGUCCCAAAUGGGUCAUCUCCUACUAAAGCCCCUCCCCUUACACACCCGCAAUCCCCUUCUCUGUCCUUUGACUUUAGUUUGGUGGCAUCCGACCAAUCAAAAGCCCCAGAGUCAAAGCACACCUCCCUCCCAUGGGACGACCAUCUCUACUUCUCCUCCGCCACCGCUCCUCCCUCCCCUCCUCUUGCCCCCAUCUUCCCGUCCAGCGGACCCAGGAACCUGAACCCCCUGGACCCUCUGGAACCCCUGUCCCCAGCCUCCUCUCCCUCCUCUGGGCCACGAAGGGUCCUCUACUGCCCUCUCUGCCCCAGGAUCUUCUACUACCUGUCUGACCUGGAGCGUCACUCCAUCACCCACUCUCAGAACAAACCCCAUGUCUGCCUGCAGUGUGGCAAGGCCUUCAAACGCUCCAGCCAUCUGCAGAGACACAAGCACAUUCACACGGGCGAGAGGAACUUUGUGUGCCCCAUCUGCUCCAAGCGUUUCAGGGAGGCGGGCGAGCUGCAGCGCCAUCAGAGGGUACACACAGGAGAGAAGCCCUACCAGUGCCCGCUGUGCCACACACGCUUCGCCGAGCGCAACACCCUGCGUCGACACACCAGACGCAAACACCCUUACCACCAGGCAGCUAUGGAGAUGCUGUCCGAGAGAGGAGCAGGGGGAGGAGGAAGAGAAGGAGGGGAUGAAGAUGAGGGCACAGAAGAGUGGUAUAGUUCCACUGUGUCCAACUUAGACAACUCUGACUCUGAACCAGAUUCUGAGGUCAUUUCCUGAGGCUGAUCCUCUUGAAUAAAGAAAAUGAGAAGAGGAGGAGGAGAAGGAGGUGGAGAAGGUGGAGGAAGAGGAGAAGGUGAAGGAGGAGGAGGAGAAGGAGGAGGAGGAGGAGGAGGAGGAGGAGGGCAAAGGUGGUGUAGCUUCACUGUGUUCGACUUGGACAACUCUGACACUGAAAGGGAUUGAACGGUACUUUCCAAUGAGACCAUUGGUUAUAUUUAUUUAUUAAUUACUCUUGAAUGUAUUUUAUUUCCAUUUCCUUACAGGGUCCGAAAAUGAUCACUGAUCUCAUAAAUCGUUUCCCAUCAAGUAUUCCUUCGAUUUUCGUCAUUUCCACAACUAUAGGGCAGAAAAUGUUAAUGGAUAUUCUAAAAAGGUCACCCUUUGACAUUCUGCUAUAACAAUACAUUUGCACUACCAAAGUACAAACAAUUAUGUUGUAAAAAACAAUGUUUUAUUGUAAAAUUGUUCUUUAUUACUAUAUUUUUUUCUUCUCUUGUGGGAGCUGUACUUAUUAUUGAGUGAGAUUAUUUAACUUUCUUACUAUUAAAGACACUGUCGUUUGCACUUUUAAAAAGUGGAUUUUGUGUUCAAAUUUGAGAACAAUAGCCUCCAAUUUGUCCUUUUUACAUGGUUUUUACAUUGUGAUUUCUGCUGCCUAUGCCUUCAAAACAAGGUGCCCUAAUUUGUUAAAUGCAUAGAACAGAAUUCUGACCAAUUUUUUGUUGUUGCUGAUUGCACCACUGAUGCAAUUGAAGCUUAUGAUAAAUGCUAAUCAUGUUAACUUAUUUCAGUUAAACCUCCCUGUGUGUGUACAGUGCCUUCAGAAAGUGUUCAUACACCUUGAGUUAUUUCACAUUUUGUUGUGUUACAGCCUGAAUAAAAAAUGUAUUACAAAUAUUAUUUUCUCAUACACACAAUACCCCAUCAUGAAAAAGUGAAAACAUGUUUUGAGAAAUGUUUGCAAAUGUAUUGAAAUUGAAAAUCAUAAAUAUCUAAUUUACGUAAGCAUUCACACACCUGAGUCAAUACAUGUUGGAAUCACCUUUACCAGUGAUUACAGCUGUGAGUCUUUCUGGGUCUCUAAGAGCUUUGCACACCUGGAUUCUACAACAUUUGCACAUGAUUAUUUUUACAAUUCAAGCUCUGUCAAGUUGGUUGUUGAUCAUUACUAGAUAGACAUUUUUAACUCUUGCCAUAGAUUUUCAAGCCGAUUUAAGUCAAAACUGUAUCUAGGCCACUCAGGAACAUUUAAUGUUGUCUUGGUAAGCAACUCCAGUGUAUAUUUUCCUUGUGUUUUAGGUUGUCCUGCUGAAAGGUGAACUUGUCUCCCAGUAUCUGUUGGAAUGCAGACUGAACCAGGUUUUCCUCUAGGAUUUUGCUUGUGCUUAACUUUAUGUCCUGAAUAAAAAAAGUGUUACGUUUGGGGCAAAUCGAAAACA
Messenger RNA from Salmo salar (Atlantic salmon), 5041 nucleotides. RefSeq lists its product as uncharacterized. Gene Ontology annotation, biological process: regulation of gene expression. Lineage: Eukaryota; Metazoa; Chordata; Actinopteri; Salmoniformes; Salmonidae. Gene Ontology annotation, cellular component: nucleus. The record is from RefSeq and is a predicted model, not a curated record.